Phycodurus eques (leafy seadragon) is the source of this 1988-nucleotide messenger RNA. It is a transcript of the gene dctn2, whose product is annotated as dynactin 2 (p50). Gene Ontology annotation, biological process: mitotic spindle organization. Bases 232 to 1452 code for a protein of 406 amino acids. Lineage: Eukaryota; Metazoa; Chordata; Actinopteri; Syngnathiformes; Syngnathidae. Gene Ontology annotation, cellular component: centrosome; cytoplasm; dynactin complex. The record is from RefSeq and is a predicted model, not a curated record. The transcript has 14 exons.
GAUUUGUAGACCGGGUUAAGCCGCCUCCCGCGUUUACUCUUGGUGGAGCGACGACAACACCGCCUUUGCGCGAACGCGUGCCAUAAUCCGAACGCCCAAACUGUCAGAUCGAGCAAGUGACCACAUCAGCCUGCGAAGCGUCCGCUUGUUGCCUUUUGUUACAUUUCGGCUCAGUUAAUCGAUAAAUAACAUUCUGUCGCCGUCGUUCGUCUUGUGUCACUGUCACGGACAAUGGCUGACCCCAAAUACGCCAAUUUACCAGGAAUUGCGUUUAACGAGCCGGAUGUGUACGAGACGGGUGACCUGCCAGAAGAUGACCAGGCUCAGUUCGAGUCGGAGGAGCUGUGCAGCGACAGCGUGGAGAGAAUUGUGGUCAACCCAAACGCAGCUUACGACAAAUUCAAGGACAAGCAUGUCAACACCAAGGGACUGGACUUCUCAGACAGAAUUAGUAAAAGCAGAAGAGUGGGCUACGAGUCUGGAGAAUUUGAAAUUCUGGGAGAGGGCUGCGGUGUCAAGGAGACGCCCCAGCAGAAAUACCAACGCCUGGUGAACGAGAUCCAGGAGCUCUGUCAGGAGGUGGACACCAUCCAGGCCGUCACAAAGGAAAACAACGCGGAAGAGCGCCUGACCCCGGUGGUCCUCGCACAGCAGGCGGCCCAGCUCAAGCAGCAUCUGGUUUCGGCUCACCUUGACUCACUGCUGGGACCGCAGGCGCACAUCAACCUGGCAGAUCCGGACGGAGCGCUGGCCAGGCGCCUGCUCACACAACUAGAGGCGGCCAAGGGCAGUCGCAGCUGCUCUGCGGGAGACGGCAAGGUGCCGGUGUCGGCGUCGGCCAAGGGCCCGGACGGAGUGGUCCUCUACGAGCUGCACAGCAGACCUGAGCAGGAGAAGUUCAACGAGUCUGCCAAGAUGGCAGAAUUGGAGAAGCGUCUGGCAGACCUGGAGAUGGCUGUUGGCUCAGCAUCAGACAAGCAGGGUCCUCUGAGCGCCGGCAUGCAAGGAGUCAGUCUGACGGAUACAUUGGAACUCCUCCAGGCCAGGGUCAGUGCGCUGGACUCUGCUACUUUGGAUCAAGUGGAGGCCAGGCUGCAGAGUGUGCUCGGGAAGAUGAACGAGAUCGCCAAACACAAAACAGCCAUUGAGGAUGCCGACACACAAAACAAGCUGUCACAGCUGUAUGACGCGGUGCAGAAGUGGGAGGCCACGUCCACAUCAGUGCCUCAGGUGGUCCAGAGGCUGGUCACAGUCAAGGAGCUGCACGAGCAAGCUAUGCAGUUUGGUCAACUGCUCACACAUCUGGACACCACUCAGCAGAUGAUCAACAACUCUCUGAAGGACAACAACACACUGCUGACACAGGUCCAGCAGACAAUGAAGGAAAACCUGGUGGCCAUCGAGGAGAACUUCGCCACGCUCGACCAGCGGAUGAAAAAGGUGUCCAAAUAAAACUGGCCCAAAAAAUAAAUAAAAUAAAAAAACAAAACAAAUCAUUUGGGUGUCAACAUGGACAAAUGAGAGUCCCACAUUGACUCUUCUGCCCACCCCUUACAUCCCCCCCCCUACUGCUCUCUUCCUCCACCUAUGCCUUCUUCACUAAGUGGAAUGUUGGGAAUGAUUUGAAAAGAAGACCAAAUUUCCUCAAUUUAAUUGAACUGACUGCUUGGAUUUUAUGAUUAGUAGAACUGACGAUUCAAGAUGAGACUGGAUUUGCACUGUAGUUUAUACUCAUCCUGUUAAAUGGCUCACAGUAAUGUUGGAAGGAUACAUUAGAGAUGUUUAGGAAAAAAAUAAAUGUUGUGGGGCCCCAGAAGGAAAAAUGUGUAAAUAUAUCCAAAUUACCUUGUUUGCUUGAGCUCAGUCGGUUAUUUGUAUUUAUAUUAUGACUGGGACACACCACACACACUUUUAAUCUGCAUUGCCAUUGCCUACAAUUCAAAUGUAUAAUGGUCACGGAAUAUGAUCAAUAAAACAGAUUAACUCGA